UGCUAUAGGAACCCUACAACACAAAGUUGUUAGCCCUUAGAAUAAUCAUUAAAAUACAUCUUAGAGCAAAUGCACUCGUUUCUCGGAUAACUGCCGGGGCUGAAAAUGGAUAAAAACGAACCGAUCGCAGAACGCAUUCCGGAACUGAUCCUGCCAAAUGAUGGGACUUUACUUGAUAAAGUUUCAACUGAGGCCAAUCUGAAAUCAUCAGAGAUUGGGUUUGUGAGGCCAGAUGAAAAGACACUACUUGUCGUUGGGAGUAGAGGAGUUGGCAAAACAACUUUGAUCGUUCAGACUUUUAAUCUUAAUGAAGAGAUAACGCCGACAUUAGCUUUAGAGUACUUCUUCUCAACUCAGAUGACUGAGUAUGAUCAUCAUGUCUGCAAUAUUUGGGAACUGGGAGGUGGUACGACUUUCAGUCCUACUCUUUAUGCAUUGGAAGACAUGCCCAACAUGACGGCAGUUGUGAUGGUCGACCUGUCUUCGCCUUCUACUCUCUUUAACUCUGCGGAAUCGAGCAUUAAAAUAAUAAACGACUUUGCAGAAAAGCGCAACGACGUCGAUGAUUUGAAAAAACAAGCUUUGGACAGAGUCCCCGAUGAACAUCCAGACAAAAAAUACCUAACACCCUGUCCAACUCAGCUUGUAAUAAUUGGAGGGAAGUAUGAUGCAUUUCAGGAAUUUGAUCCUGAGCCAAAACGUAUAAUUUGCUCAUUUUUGAGAUUUUUAGCAAACAAAUAUUAUGCCCAUCUUGUCUUCUACAGUAAUAAGAACAACAAUCUUAUAACUAUCACAAAAAAUGUCUUAAAUCAUUUUGCUUUUGGAAAUGAACUGAGUGGAAAAGUGCAGCUUGAUCACAAUUACCCUCUUAUAGUUCAACCAGGGAAAGAUUCAUUUCAGGCAAUCGAUAGUUCCGAUGGCCCUCCAUAUUCUACAGAAAAGUAUAAAAAACUGUUGGAUGUUCAUUUCUCCCAGGUUCCAGUGAAGGACAAACCAAUUGUAGAAAAUCCGAGGUUUGAUUCCAAUUUCAAAGAGCCGACAAUAGACGCUCUUCGAGUUGAAAAAGACGAGUGCUUGGAAAGACUUUGCCAAGAAUUGGAAAUGGAAAUGAAAGUUAUGGGUAGAGCACAAUAAACAGCAUUAAUGAAAAAGUAGUCUUCAGAAUGUAGCCUUUUACACAUUUUAAGAAUUUUGUAUCUGUCAUUUUUCUAAAUCCAUUAAAGUUUGGUACACUUUGA
Cimex lectularius (bed bug) is the source of this 1238-nucleotide messenger RNA. Its product is annotated as cytoplasmic dynein 2 light intermediate chain 1. Gene Ontology annotation, molecular function: dynein heavy chain binding. The record is from RefSeq and is a predicted model, not a curated record. Gene Ontology annotation, cellular component: cytoplasmic dynein complex; ciliary basal body; axoneme. The transcript has 9 exons. Lineage: Eukaryota; Metazoa; Arthropoda; Insecta; Hemiptera; Cimicidae. Bases 106 to 1134 code for a protein of 342 amino acids. Gene Ontology annotation, biological process: intraciliary retrograde transport; intraciliary transport involved in cilium assembly.